AUGGCCCUCUCUACUCCCACUCCCAGCCCUUUUGCCGCCAUGAGGAAUUUUGGUGGUAUGGUGUCAUCUGCUCUUUCCUUCGGUGAUAGAUCUCGCCAAGUCUCCUCUCUUGGCCUCGGCACUCUUUCUCUGGGGGAACCGUCUGGCGCCGCCUCGCCUCCUCGCUCUGCUUCUCCUCUCGCCGGUCCCUCCGCUGGUUCUCCCUCUGCUUCUCCUCCCCCUGGUUCUCUCUCCGCUUCCCCUCCUGCCGGUUCUCCCUCCGCUUCUCCUCCUGCUGGUUCUCCCGCCGCUUCUCCUCCUGCCGCCACCCCUCGUCGCAGGACGCCCGCCUUUCGCCCUGGUGAGUCUCCGUCCUCCUCCGACCAGGAGCCGCUCAGCGGUUCGGAGUUGGACGAUCAGUCGGACCCCGAAGGAAGUGAGGGCAAUUAUGAUGAUGAUGAGGAUCAGGAUCGUAGUAUCGAUCCGGAGGGUGGAAGUGAGUUAGGGGAAUACCCAGAUGAUGAUGUGGAGGUGGUUAGAGUAAGGGACAACGACGUUGAUAGUCCUGAGCCCGUUCGCGUUUCCCCCCCUGCUCAAAUCGUGGGCCAGAAACAACCUCGUGCCCUCUCCUCCUCUUCCUCUUCUUCUUCUUCUUCUUCUGGGGUUCUCCCCCCCGCCAACGCCAUUGAACUUCGUUUGAUGGGAAAGGAUAAUGUCACGCGGCGCCGCGUGACAGCCAUCGCCGCCGCUGCCGCUGCUGCUGCUCGCCGCCCUGCUGCCGCUCCCCGUCCCGCCGCCGCCUCCGUUGCUGCUCCCCUCUCUCCUCCCCGAGGGGAGCCUUCGCCCAAACGGGUGAAGAGGUCAUUGCGGGAAGAAGAGUACUUGUGGAAGAAGAUGGAGUCUGAGCCUGGACGUUGGGUUGCGGUUGGUGUCGAUGAGGCGUGCGAUCGUUGCCGACGUGAGAUUAUCACGUAUAAUCGUCCGAAUUGGCCCUGCCUCAAGGCAGUCAGGCCACACAACAAAGCCCUCCGUUGUGCUUCAUGCACAUCUGGUCCCUGCUCCUUCUGUCCCGUCUCCUCUGCUCGGGACAUCCCGCCCUGUCCUUCCGACUCUUCGCCUUUCCCGCCUCCCCAGACUUCAGUGUCUUUCCCCCGUUCGCGGGUACCACCUUCGUCUCUCCGGUCGGUUCGCCGUACUUCGCCGGCCCCUCGCUCGUUGCCUCCCUCGCCGUUGCCCUUCGCUCCUGCGGCCGGCCCAUCACGUCUCCCGCCUGCUCCUCCGUCGUCCUCCCGCCGCCCUCCGUCCUCCCGCCGCCCUUCGGCCUCUCGUCCUUCGGCGCCUUGUCCGUCCUCUCCCGUGGCACCUUCUCCUCUGGCUCACGGCACCCGAAGUCGGCGUCCUUCUGCUUCUCCGGCCAAUUUGACGGCCCCUCCUGUCACCUCUCCCUCUGCUUCUCAGAAGACACCGAAAUCUUCUUUAAAGAGAUCAAAAGGGAAAUCUAAAGAGAAGGAGGUUGUCUUCGAUGAUGGUGAUGUGGAAGAAGAAGAUACUCAGCGUGCUGGUCCCUCUACUCCCCGGCUGUCCCUUGUCCACCCCCGUAUCUCCCUGGACGUUCGUAUUCCUGAGGACGAAAAGGAAUUCGCCACUUAUCGUUCCCUUGUCCUCAGCCUCACCACUCAGCUCGAGGCCGCCUGUCACGACCCUGCAAGUCCUUGGGUCGUGCCCCUUGGACCCUGA
Molecule: messenger RNA, 1716 nt
Organism: Tremella mesenterica DSM 1558
Lineage: Eukaryota; Fungi; Basidiomycota; Tremellomycetes; Tremellales; Tremellaceae
Exons: 5
Coding region: 1-1716 (571 amino acids)
Source: RefSeq, a predicted model, not a curated record